This is a messenger RNA of Triticum dicoccoides, 744 nucleotides long. RefSeq lists its product as uncharacterized. The record is from RefSeq and is a predicted model, not a curated record. Bases 55 to 744 code for a protein of 229 amino acids. Lineage: Eukaryota; Viridiplantae; Streptophyta; Magnoliopsida; Poales; Poaceae. The transcript is spliced from 3 exons.
UCUUCCUAAUAUAAACAAUCUGGGUAUUGUUCCAUUCUUUUAAUUCUAUGGCAGAUGGGACCUGGACGAACAGUCCGGCCACCAAGAAAUGCCCCGCAAUCUCAAGGUCAACAUUCUGGGAGUACCUCAGCAUCAAAAUCCAGGAAGGUACGUGGGAUAAAUAAGGGAAAGGGCUUGGAGCGUUUGAUCAAAAGGGCAGGUCAUCCACUAAACUUGACCAUCUCCGAAGAGAGAAGACCUAUUGGAGAAAAUAAUGAAUUACUUUCCAGAGAGAUUGGACUUCUUACACGGUACCAUGCACCUAUCCAACGUGCCGGGUGGCAUAGUCUGACUGAGGAUGAUAAGGAGCCGUUGUAUGAACUUCUAAAGCUUAAGUUCAAUCUUGAUUUCACCCAAGAUCAUAUCAAAGGCUGUGUGGAUCUGCUAUUCUCUUCAAGCUACAAAAGUUUUCGUCACAAGUGUUAUGAACAUUAUGUAAAAUCUGGUGAUGAUGCUAGAAGCAAUCCAUAUCCUCCCCUUAUUGAUAAUAGAGUUGGAGACUGGAUUUGGCUCUGUGAUCAUUUUGAAACAGAAGAAUUUAAGAAACGGUCCACAAUUGGGAAGGCUAACCGCUCAAACCUACCUUAUGUUCACAAGAAGGGAACAAAGUCAUUUGUAGCAGUUCAACAUGAAUUAGUAAGUCACUAUUACUUAUCUUUAUCUUGUGUCACAAUUGUGGUGAAAGCGGAAUAUCAAAACUUGUAG